Symbiodinium sp. CCMP2456 is the source of this 1379-nucleotide messenger RNA. The record is from the annotation of a GenBank genome assembly. Lineage: Eukaryota; Dinophyceae; Suessiales; Symbiodiniaceae.
GUACGCCGCAGUACUUGGCGCCGGAGGUCCUAGCACCCAACUCAGUCACUCCAGUAUGCUCGAGCAAUGGGAGCUACGAUGAGCGAGCUGAUGUUUGGAGCUUGGGUGUGAUACUCUUCGUCAUGCUGACUGGCCAUUACCCGUUCCGAAGCUCAGAGGAUCCCCUGUUCUGGGAAGGCCGCUUUUCCUUCCGCGGCAGCGGUCGCGCAGAGGAGCUCCUGCGAGGGCUGAUCAAGAAGAGGCCGGAGGAGAGGCUCUCUUUGGAGCAGUGCCUGAAGAGUGCCUGGGUCCUCGACAACAGCCGCAAGGCCCCUCCGUCGCCGCAGCGGCCGGUCACGAAGAGCCUGCAAGAGCUGCGCAUUCGGCUUCCGCAGGCACCCAAGAACGUCUCCAAGUUCAAGACCGAGUUGGAUAGCUUCUCACUGAAGCACAAGGUUUCAGCAUCCCUUCAAAUCCUGGAGGUUGUUGUUGCCUUCUGUGCCGAAGAGCCGGACAGCCCCCUAGAUGCUGUCUGGUCCGAGCUAUGGGAAGUUCUCCGGCAAAGCUGUCCGGAGCUGAAGUGGUCACGGUCGCUUUUCCCGGAGUGCAAGUCGUGGUCUCUGGAUGGCCCUGCCGAUCCCAUGCUGGAAGAGGAGCAGGAAGCCCUUGAGGCUAUCUACGCCGCAGACUUUGAGGUGCUCAACAGCUGUUCCUGGAUAAUCCAUGUUGGUUGUGGCACGGCGCUGCGCGUGGAGCUGCCCGCAGGGUAUCCAGCGUCGCGCCCACCCUGUGUCUGGGUGGAGUGUCCUCAUGGAACCGCACCCCCCGACAUCCAAGCCAGCUUGGAAGCCUGCUGGACCGGCUCUGAGUGUGUCUACGACAUGGCCGAGUGCCUGCGAGCGGCGGUGCACGCCGCACAGACCGGGGAGAAACCAGGCCUUCAAAUUGUGAGCAAAGCUGCAGACCCAGAUGUGGCUCCAGCACAAGCUCAAGCGAAGCUCUCCAUUGUGCACGGUGAGAUCUUGAUCGACAGGAAGUCGUCGUUCCAGGCUCACAUGGCUCACGUGUCGAGCAUCCAGGAGGUCGAGUCUGUGAGAGAUGCCCUGCUGCAAGACCGCAAAAUCAUGGCGGCUACGCACAACGUGGCAGCCUGGCGUUUUCGUUACACAGAUCCCGCGAUAUGGGAGGAUUUCACUGACGACGGUGAAGCAGGAGCCGGGAGACGCUUGUUGGCAGUGCUCAAGAAGCGCGGGGAUAAAGACAUCGUCGUCAUCGUCACUCGGUGGAGAGGCAUCAUUCACUUGGGUGUGGACCGGUUCAGGAACUACUGCAAGGCAGCAGUGCAGCUGCUGGAAAACGAGGAUGGAGGGCGCCAGGGGAGCAAGAAGAGAGGACAGUGA